Molecule: messenger RNA, 1701 nt
Organism: Penicillium brevicompactum
Lineage: Eukaryota; Fungi; Ascomycota; Eurotiomycetes; Eurotiales; Aspergillaceae
Exons: 2
Coding region: 1-1701 (566 amino acids)
Molecular function (GO): helicase activity
Source: RefSeq, a predicted model, not a curated record
AUGGCCUCGCGCGCCCACGUCCCAGAUUUGUUUCGCCGCCCAUCGGGGGGAGACUGGCCUAAGGACCUGCACGAUCAAUUAAAAAGACCCCAAGAAUGCAGUAUCAGUGUUGGAAACAGCCAUGAUUACAUCACUGCGAGGCUGAGAAUCCGUCCAGAUUCACGGUCCCCAUGGCUCGACGUCCAAAUUGGCCCCAUGCACAUCGCCAUCCCUGCCACGCGCGCAGGUAUGAGAUUGGUUCUAAAGGGCUCCUCGAAUCAGCAGGAUACCUUUAUCGAAAGACACGAGAAGUCCCUACCCACAAGACGACAGGGUCAUCAAACCUGCUUCUUUGAGGUGGACCCAUCAAUUGGCCCUAUAUGCACUGGUCCGUCAUGGCUGUUGGACGACGCAAAUCGUAUCUGGAUAUCGUUCCCAGAUAAACGCUUUGGGGAAUUUCGACAAAUCCAGCGCCACAUGAAUGAGUUGGUGAAGCUUGUUCGACAGACACUUCCCACGGAGGGAGAGACACCUCGGACUUGGUAUGCCCAGCACAAUCCUUUGCCGGAUACAGAAAAGGCACCACGGCGCCCGAAGAUGCUCUGGCUUUUCGAUCAUCAGGAAGCCCCGCAAUACCAUAUCUGGGAAACAGCCGUGGACUUUUUUCUAGAUGAUAUGGAUCGCCGUUCGCGACUGCUGGAGGCCGCAAUUGUGGAAAAGCACUUCAUAUGGUCCACCUACAAUAACGUCUUUUGCAAGGGCAAGAAGCACGAUGUUCUCUUCGAGCAAUCUGGGCCAAACGAGGCGUACUGGAAACUCCAUAUCUGGAUGAACGCCGAACCCAAGCCAGCGCCCCCUGACGGCAGUCGCGCGAGCUAUGAAUUCGAUUUGGCCGAUCUGGGUAAUCCAAAAUAUCCCGGAGUAUACAAGGGCGAUGGAAUCUGCAUCCUCUCAUCCCACGCAGAUUUUGCCAUCCUUACUCGUGCGCCCUUCGAAGCCGAGUUGGACGGGCAGACUCGAAAGCUGAUGGCCACCCUGAAGCUCAAUCUGAAGUCUACCCAACUACAGAUCGACGCCCUCGACAUGGCCUCAAGGGUGGUAGCCUUCGGUGACGAUCCCAAGCACCAGGACGCAAAGGGCUACUCACUCCAACGGACUAUUUUGGCACACGGAACCGAGUUGGCAACAGACGACCGUUUGGCCUUCUGGUUAAAUGCCCAGAAGAUUUCGACCGUGCCCGAUGAAGAGAAACAAAGAAGGGUCGACUAUAUCUGGAAAAAGUUCCCAUUGGAUGAGUCGCAAACCACGGCUGUGCAGAGGUCAGUGUUCGAUGUCUUUGCUGGGAUUCACUUGGUCAAAGGCCCACCUGGCAACGGCAAGACCCGAACCACCGUGGUCAUCCUCUUGAUGCUAGUCAGCCUGAAUCUUCCGGUUCUUAUCUGUGCGGGAUCAAAUCAAGCCGUCGAUACCCUCUUAAUCGCCUAUCAAGACGCCCUUCACGGAGAUGAAAGGCUUCGGCAAUGGUGUGGGAGCUACUGCCGAUUCCGGACCCCGUACUAUCAGAUGGCAUCUCUACGCCGGGCAAGCCAACGCCGGCCAUUCCAGACGAGAACUAUUCAGCCAUCCUUGUCUGAAAAGUCCCUCCAAGCUUGCCAGAUCGAAUCGUGGUCCAGGAAGCCAGAGAUCACUGCAAACAGCAUCGGCAAGCUCACGAAUUUCUGA